UCCGACUCCAAGUCGCGUCAAUUUCAGAUCUCGAUUCAGCAAACAAAAGCGAAAAACUCAUCCUACCUAACGAUUUGCAGGGGAUAUGAUUUCUAUGGGAUUUGAGAACCAAAAUCUGUAAAGCCAGUAAAGAUACAUAUAUCUAAAUAACCUUUAGUUCAAUCUAGGUACAGAAGGCAAGAAUUUAUCGAAAAGGAAUCGUCUUACAAACUCUAGUAGUAGUAAGGUAUGGAUAAUGAUCAGUUGUCGAUAAAUGGAAAUAGUAAGGAUGAGGAAGACAGAGAAGAGAAGAAUGACGAGGAAGAGAAUGACGAUGAAGAGUCAAAGAAGAAUAAUGAGGCAGGAAAGAUUACAUUUAGGAAUGCACCAGAAUUCAGGAGAGAUUUUAUCAAUUAUUGCUUAGAAGAGGUGAACUAUUCAAGGUCUAUUGGAUCUACGUUGAAGAUACCUUCAUGGGAGAAGAUUGGAGUGAAACUUUCAGAAAAGUAUGGGUAUCCCAUGAAGAACAAAAAGUUAAGGAAUCACUGGGACUACCUUAAGAAACAAUACAUGUCGUGGAACCAGCUUUUAUCCUUGCUGGGACACGGUAAUGAUGAUGUAGAAACAACUAAUUUCAACUGCCCGAAGGAGCAAUGGGAUGAGAUAAGCAAGAAGGUGAAAAAUGCCAAUCAUUUCAAAGAAAAAGGAUUGGAAGAUGCUGAUCUUUUGAAGUGCCUAUUUGGGGAUAUCAGCUUCCCAUUAAUACAACCUUUAAGAACAUCAAAUGUAGAAAUGCAACCAUUAGCUGUUACAUCUGCACCACUAGAUACUCUUGCUUCAGAAGACUCGGAACAACCAGCAAGGAUCACUGACACGGAUUGGGAACCAUCUUGUCAAGAUGUAUCGGAGGAUACAAUGGACACCUCUAAUUCACAAGAACUAAUGAAAAAAACAAAACGGAGGAGGAUCGAGGCUUCAUCAAAUGAUACAGUUAAGGGGAAAGGUAAUUACCCUGUUGAAACAAUUGGUAAACAAUCUGAACAAAAAGAAGUUACCUUGAUGGAAAGACAACAAAGGGCAUUGGAAAAGCAAGAAAUUAUCUUAAAGAAGCUGCAAAAGAUCUUGGAGAAGCAACAAAGUGUAAAGGAAAAGAAGGAAAGUGUUCCAGUGGAUUUUCUUAAGUCACUUGAAAAUUUAAAGGAUGCGGGGCAUAUUACUAAUGAGGAUGCAUUGGAAGUUGAAUUUAAAGUGUCCGAGCUUAGUGGCUGGCAGAAGUUGUUUGUUAAUCUGCCUACUACCGAACGACGAGUUUCUUAUGUUAACAAACUAUUAGGAAAACAGUGAAGAUAUGUGAACUAGAUGUUGCUGGAUUGCGUGUUAGGAAUAUUUUGAUUGAUCAGUACAGUGGUCAAUUAGAUAAGUUUUGAUCUACUUGGUGUAAAUCAUAUCUCUAUCUAUGAAAUCUAUUUUCUCUUUAGCUUCACUUGAUUGUGCACUGCUGAAGGCAUAAGUAAACCUUUUCUGGAGAUGUCAAAGCUGAAACAAAUAUUCUCAGAA
Messenger RNA from Papaver somniferum (opium poppy), 1536 nucleotides. Its product is annotated as L10-interacting MYB domain-containing protein-like. The transcript has 4 exons. NCBI's taxonomy places the organism in Eukaryota, Viridiplantae, Streptophyta, Magnoliopsida, Ranunculales, Papaveraceae. The record is from RefSeq and is a predicted model, not a curated record. The coding region runs from base 229 to 1323 and encodes 364 amino acids.